Messenger RNA from Canariomyces notabilis, 426 nucleotides. RefSeq lists its product as uncharacterized. NCBI's taxonomy places the organism in Eukaryota, Fungi, Ascomycota, Sordariomycetes, Sordariales, Chaetomiaceae. Bases 1 to 426 code for a protein of 141 amino acids. The record is from RefSeq and is a predicted model, not a curated record. The transcript has 3 exons.
AUGGAUGCAUCUCAGGCUCAGCAUCAAGAUGGCGAUCCACCUGAGGGCUGGGAGCAGCAUAAAGAGGCUAUCACGCGAUUUUACCUCGAGGAAGACUUGCCCAUUGCCGAAGUUAUGAAGAGGAUGGAAAGGGAAUAUGGUUUCUACGCAAACCGAAGGCAGUACUUAUACAGAUUCUUGAACUGGGGCAUCAAGAAGAAUAUUAGGGCCGAGAUCAUGAUUUUCAUCGCCAUUACUCGAGAGAGACGCCUGAACGAGCAAGGGAAACGAACGGCCUUUGUAUACAACGGUCGAGAGGUGGACGAAGCGAAGAUUGACAGAUUCGUUCGCGAGCGCUUCAACGGGAGGGACUUGAACCAGAUGCCGCUUGAUCAACGUACGAAACAGCAACUCCAGCCGGACUCGUAUACUCCACACCCGCCCUGA